GGGCCGUUUUCUUCACCUGCCCCGCUUAACGCGUUAAACCUGGCUUACGGUAAGCCUCGCUUAACGUUAAGCCGCACAUUUAAGCGAGGCUUAAAAAAUUACAUUUCUUCACCCCGGUUUAGCAAUCUGAGAGGCUCGCUUACCGUAAGCCGCGCUUAGGUAUAUUUCCCGUUUGGUCGCCCUAUUUUUCCAUUUGACCUGUCACUUUAAGCCGACGAUGAUUGUUUUGAUGUGAUACGCAAUCGAGAAAUUCGACAUUGAUCAUUAAUGAGGGCCAAUUUCGUAAAUCAUGUGUUUUUCUUUUCACAGUAAUGAUGAAUGUUUCCUUGAGAAUUACAUAUUUCUCAACACAUAACACCAGGAAACAGUCAUUUUUAUAAAUAAGACUUUGGCUCUUAUGAGAUAGUGUCAGUAGUAGAAGAAUUGAAUCUAUUUUUCUGUUUUUAACAACUCGUUGGGACUUUGAACAAAAAGAUGCGGAAGAAGAAUUGCUGCUGAGAUUAGCAUUGAAUAGAAAAGACGUAAUUGAAUGCAAGGUCAGCGACGUUAAAAGGAACGACGAUAAAGUUCGCAUGUGGGAGGAAAUCACUAGAGAGUUCAAUACGAGCUGCCUCAAUACGGUGAGAACGCUGACAGUACUCAAAAAGAAAUAUGAAAAUAUAAAAAAGAACAUCCGUCAGGCGGUUUCAAAGGAGACAUUAUCGCGUAGAGCCACUGGUGGCGGUCGAGGCCCUGAAGAAUGGCGGCCAAAAUCAGAAGCGAUGGCUGAGCUACGAGAAGUAAUCGCGUUGUCUGUCGAUGGACUUCAAUCUCUUUGCGACGAUGAUGAUGAUGAAGAAACCGUUGCUGCUGUGCCAAAAGAAUCCACAACAUUGAUUGAGCCCGAGAUAGAUUCUCAGAUAGAGCCUCAUGCUGAAGUGGAAGCAGCAACGAGCGAUGGUUAUGAGGUUGAAUAUCUAGAUGACGAUUCUAGAUCUGCUAUCAACAAUGAGGUUGCAUGUGAUAAAGUGAUCGAAAGUGAUCACAUUGAAGGAUCAACCGGUGAUGAUCGAGAUCAACUAGCGAGUCCCAGCAAAAGUACGAGUUCUGUCCCAAAAUCUGGUGAUACAUGGGACAAAUACAGCCCCGCUAUGCUCAAACGGCCGAAAAGUAAUCUCCUUCAGGCAAAAUCGAAGCGCCAGAAGACCAUUGAGCAGGACCUUAAAAAGAAAAUUUUAGAACGCAAUGAAGAGAUGAUGGAGGAGGUUCAUCGUCUCGAUGUCCAAAAACGAAGAACUGAAUUGGAAUCGGCUCACAUCAAUCUUCAAACCGACAAAAUAAAGCUACAAAUGGAGCAGCUUCGUUAUCAGCAUAUGAGGGAGGAGCAUGCGCUUCGGAUUAAAUUGUUGAACAAUUCCAUCGGAAAUAAUACGGAAACAACCACGAACAGUUCUGGUUCAAUAAGUGACUGAAUCAGGUAUAUACCUACUAAUAAUAAACGAUGACAACAAUUAAAGUUUGAUGUAUAUGAAUAUAAACACAAGUCUUUUAUUUACGUAAGAUCCUUUUACAGUUGAGCAAAAUAGUUU
Toxorhynchites rutilus septentrionalis is the source of this 1568-nucleotide messenger RNA. RefSeq lists its product as uncharacterized. The coding region runs from base 573 to 1451 and encodes 292 amino acids. Lineage: Eukaryota; Metazoa; Arthropoda; Insecta; Diptera; Culicidae. The record is from RefSeq and is a predicted model, not a curated record. The transcript has 4 exons.